Messenger RNA from Morone saxatilis (striped sea-bass), 1957 nucleotides. RefSeq names its product mitochondrial ribosomal protein S31 (gene mrps31). Gene Ontology annotation, cellular component: mitochondrial small ribosomal subunit. The coding region runs from base 64 to 1380 and encodes 438 amino acids. The record is from RefSeq and is a predicted model, not a curated record. NCBI's taxonomy places the organism in Eukaryota, Metazoa, Chordata, Actinopteri, Moronidae. Gene Ontology annotation, molecular function: structural constituent of ribosome. The transcript is spliced from 7 exons.
ACCUUACGUUGUAGCACCGGAGGCAAAUGUCAGUAACGUGGAAGGACACUGCAAGAAGCAAUCAUGUAUCGAGCUUUAUUUCGGAUUGUGAGCACGGCUCGAAAUCCUCCAGCCAGUGUCAACGAGUCGUGUGUGCUGCUAGUUAAAUAUAACACAACUACAGCUCCGGUGUUCAGGGUUGCAAAUGCAAGUGGAGUCAAAGCCCUCAGUACAAGUUCAGUCAGGCUCUGUGAAAAGAAAAAUGAUCUUACCUCCUCUACUCAAGAUGACAAAACAAAUGCAGAUAAAGAAGCUGACCCAGCAGAAAGUCCAACUUUGGUUACACAGAAAGCUGAAGAUGACAGCAAAGUCAUCAAGAUGGCCGAGCAAAGUGAGGAGCCAGUGGUGUUAAAGACAGAUGAUCAAGGUACCACACAACAGCAGACGGAUGCUAAAAGUGAACAGGACGUGUUGAAGUCAAAACGAGUGAAGACUGAUGCAGAUAAGAGUGGGAAAGACAAUCUCCUUGAUCUUCUUAGAAGCAUGUCACUGGAGGUAACUAAUAAGAGGGUUUUAAGAGAGAAGCAGAUGCGUCAGACUAGACCACAGUCACCGUCUCAGCAGACUGAUGUAAAGGCUUCAUCGAAGAGUGGGACACUGGAUGCUGAACUGGUUGCAGCUGCAUCUGCUGCGGCCGCCACUCUGCCUGACCGCAGCCAGGCAGAGUCUGAGCUGCUCGCAAAACUGAGGCAGCGCAAGGACAUCACUGAAGUUCAGAAGAAAGGCGACAUGAGCAAACUCGGAGCAAUUAUGGGCGACCUAAAAGUUGAAAAGAACUCCAGAUUAGCCACCCGACCUUCCUCUCAGCUGGCUGACCUGAUCCAAUAUGACGACGACGAAGGGAAAGGUUACCCACACAACACCAGAAUCACUGCUAAGCUGAAUGAUUCUCGGAUAAGGAAGAAGGUGCUUUCAGAGAAUAGACUUAAAAUCUUCUCCCCCACUACUGAUGAAGAUGGAGUUGAAACAGUUGCACAGCCAACUCUGUGGGACAUGCAUUUUGCACAACAGUUGUUUAAGUUGAUCAACCAACCUCCCCGCAAUGGGUUUGAUGAAAUGAUCCAGUGGACCAAAGAGGGAAAGAUGUGGCAGUACCCAAUCAACAAUGAAGUUGGUCUUGAGGAGGAAGCCAGCGUCUCAUUCCACGAGCAUAUCUUCUUAGAGAGACACUUGGAGGAGGGUUUCCCCCGUCGGGGACCAGUGCGUCACUUCAUGGAGCUGGUGGUGGCUGGUCUGUCCAAAAACCCCUACCUGACAGUCCAGCAGAAGAGGGAACACAUUUCCUGGUUCAGAGACUACUUCAAGCAAAAAGAGGGUGUCCUCAAGGAGGCUGAAGUUUAACUCAACUAAACUUAAGACAAUUGAAUAUGUUUUGUGGAUAGAUAAAAGCCAAGACCUGUUUACUCAGCAGGACUUUGCAACUGUGAUCAUCUUUACUCAUACAGUUGAACAGUUGAGGUUCCAGUAGAAAGCCAGCUUGUAAGUCUUUCAGGAGGCCUGUUAGAGUGGACUGGCAUUAAGUCUGCCUGUGUGUCAAACGUUAUAGUAUCUAUUGUUUCUAAAAUGUGCAGAGAAAAUAUAAAAUGUUGCUUAUACAGUUGUACAAAGUAUACAAUCAAUAUAAAGCAGCAUAAGUACAGUCAUGGCUAUUUGCUUAUUUAAUUUUCUGCCAUUUAUCCACAUCUACCACUGAUCACUUGUUCACACAGGCAAUUAACUGACUAUAAUGUGUCACUAGCGUGGUGACACACUCAUGAAAAGACAGCGUCUGGGAUACUGAGAUAAUAUCAGUGUAGUUUAGUGAUACACAGGCGCUAUUAAGUGGUUAACUUGAUUCCAUUAUUAAUAUAAAAGGUUUACUUUUGUAUCAAGACACGUUUGCAGAUAAGGUGGGAUUAAAAACAACACUGUUAAUGGA